Messenger RNA from Penicillium paradoxum, 312 nucleotides. Its product is annotated as mitochondrial 37S ribosomal protein mS33. The coding region runs from base 1 to 312 and encodes 103 amino acids. Gene Ontology annotation, cellular component: mitochondrion. NCBI's taxonomy places the organism in Eukaryota, Fungi, Ascomycota, Eurotiomycetes, Eurotiales, Aspergillaceae. The record is from RefSeq and is a predicted model, not a curated record. The transcript is spliced from 3 exons.
AUGGCGCAAACUCGCAUAUUGGAUCUAGUGAAGACCCAAUGCCGCAUAUUCUCCCUUAAUUUUAACCCACAGCGCCUUCGGCUCGGAAAUAAGGUCUUGAGACAGCGACUGCGGGGACCGGCGCUUGCAGCCUGGUAUCCUAAGAAGACCGUGUCAUUCCGAGAUUUGCAAAAUACAUAUAAACCGCUUGGAUUGACAACAUUUGACGAAGCUGAAGACGAUAGAGAGGAGGCUAUUCAGAUUGCCAAACUACGAGGGAAGGGCCGACCCAAGAAGAAACGAACUGCUGCAGGUAAUUCGCCCUCCACUUGA